Tripterygium wilfordii is the source of this 1737-nucleotide messenger RNA. Its product is annotated as protein disulfide-isomerase 5-2-like. The record is from RefSeq and is a predicted model, not a curated record. The transcript has 5 exons. Gene Ontology annotation, biological process: protein folding; response to endoplasmic reticulum stress. Lineage: Eukaryota; Viridiplantae; Streptophyta; Magnoliopsida; Celastrales; Celastraceae. Gene Ontology annotation, cellular component: endoplasmic reticulum. Gene Ontology annotation, molecular function: protein disulfide isomerase activity. The coding region runs from base 148 to 1473 and encodes 441 amino acids.
UAUUUCAUGUUGAAGGAAACACGAGAAGCAGCAGCCAAACUGGUAAAGAGAGGGAAAAACAAUUAAUUUCCAAACAAAGAGACAUUGGAGUUGGAGUUCGCACAAGCCUAGGCCGUCACUGAUUCACUGGCCAUCGCUGAUUCGCUGAUGAUGGUGGUUAAGUACGAUUCAAAGUCCAAGAUGCGGCAUUUACUGGUGGUUGUAUCGAUCUUGUGUCUGCAAACAACAGUGUUUUCCGAGCGGCAGUUCUCGAUUGAUGGAAAGGUGUUGGAGCUUGACGAUUCCAACUUCGAUUCAGUCAUCUCUUCCUUUGACUUUGUCUUCGUCGACUUCUACGCUCCCUGGUGUGGCCACUGCAAGCGUCUUUCUCCCGAGUUGGAUGCGGCUGCCCCUAUUCUUGCUGGAUUGAAGCAGCCUGUGGUAAUAGCAAAAGUAAAUGCUGACAAGUUUACCCGUCUUGCUAGUACAUAUGAUAUUGAUGGGUUCCCUACCCUCAAGAUCUUUAUGCAUGGCAUUCCAGUAGACUAUUAUGGCCCAAGGAAAGCUGAUUUACUUGUACGUUAUCUCAAGAAGUUUAUUGCUGCUGAUGUUGCAAUCCUCGGUUCAGACUCUGCUAUUAUUGACUUUGUUGAAGAGGCUGGUACUUACUUUCCUAUUUAUAUAGGUUUCGGCUUAAACGAGACACUAAUAUCAAAGUUAGCCAUUAAGUAUAAGAAAAGGGCAUGGUUCUCCGUGGCCAAUGAUUUUUCAGAGGAUGUCAUGGUACGAUAUGAUUUUGACAAGGUUCCUGCAUUGGUUUCACUUCGCCCAAGUUACAAUGAGCGGAGUGUUUUUUAUGGUCCCUUUGAAGAGGAGUUUCUGGAAGAGUUUAUAAAACAAAACUUACUCCCUCUUGCUGUGCCUAUAAAUCAUGAGACACUGAAGAUGUUGAAAGAUGAUGAGAGGAAAAUUGUACUAACAAUUAUUGAGGAUGAGGUGGAAGAGAAAUCACAUAAAUUGAUCAAGUUGCUGAAAGCUGCUGCAUCUGCAAAUCGUGGCUUAGUUUUUGGUUAUGUUGGGGUUAAACAAUGGGAAGAUUUUACUUACACAUUCGGGGUCAGCAAGAAGACAAAACUGCCUAAAAUGAUAGUUUGGGAUGGAAAUGAGGAAUACAUCUUGGUUAUUGGGUCAGAAAGCAUUGAUGAAGAGGAUCAGGGUUCUCAAAUCUCACGAUUCCUCGAAGGAUACAGAGAAGGAAGAACAGAAGUUAAAAGUGUCAGUGGUCCAUCACUGAUGGGCUACAUCAAUUCACUUAUCGGCAUCGGAACAGUGUACAUAAUUGUUUUUCUGGUUGCAAUAUUGAUGCUGAUUAGAAGUAUUAAAGAUGGUGAUGAUGAAGGUGUGAGGGUUGGUUCUGGAGAGAAGGUUGAUGAUCAUGCAGAGAGUUCUGCGGCUGAAAGAAAUGAGUAUAGAUCUGGAGACAAAGAAGACUAGGUUCAAGAUUCUGCUCUGAUACUGCCUGCCAGUGCAAGGUUAGAGUGGAAGAAAAAAAAAUUCUGAGUUACCAGUUAGCUUUGAUUUACCUGCAAAAAUUAUUUCAUUUCCAUGUUUUUUUUUAAAAAAAUUUUAUAUGGUUUGAGCAUAUUAGUAUGCCUUAAUGUAAAAUUAUUGGCAACUCUUGUGUUUAGGCAUCAAAAAGGAUUGUAUUAUUGCUUCCGGUCAUCUCACGGCCAAAAGAACUCAUAAUUUGACCACUCA